GUGGCGGAAGUAAGUCGUAUCGCUCGGGCCUCAUCCUUCCAAUGGCGACUGCAAACAGGCUGAAUAGAAAGCGGGAGCAACCGUGGAGGGGGUCAGAGCUGUGUAACCGAAAUUAAAUAAAUAUAUCAUAGUCUCUGUAGUUACAAAGUUAGCCUAAAAAAUUGUUUCGCCUCUCCAAAUCACGGCCGAUUCAAUGGCCAAAAAUCGGAACAUUUCGCUCCUUGAGUCGGAGCUCUAUUACUUGAUUUCUCGUUUCCUCACAACGGGUCCAUGUCGGAGAGCGGCUGAGGUUCUGGCGAGCGAACUCCAGGACUAUCAGCUCUUACCCGGGAGAUUGGACUGGCUGGGGAACGAGCACCCGAGAACAUAUGAAGAUGUGGUCGCAGCCAACAGACAUAUUGCACCAGACCAUUUGCUACAGAUAUGUAAGCAGAUUGGACCAAUUCUUGACAAAGAAGUGCCAUCAUGUGUCCCAGGUGUAUACUCUCUCCUGGGGUCUGGAAAGCAGUCAAUGCUUAGGACUGCAAAAGACUGCGACAGUGUGCGGUUUAAUGCUUCGUCAUAUGCAGCCCUUCACCGGGGCAGACCACCAGAGAGGCCUUACAGCUGCAAGAAACCUCCACACCUAGUGAAGGUCCAUCGAGGGAGAGAGCUUACGGGAGCGCAGCGCUUCAGCUCCAUCAAUCCUGUCAGCAACUAUGAGCACAUGCGGCUGCAUAGGCGGAUCCUAGGGCAUCUGUCUGCAGUGUAUUGUAUCGCAUUUGAUCGCACCGGUCUCAGGAUCUUCACAGGCUCAGAUGACUGUCUGGUGAAGAUUUGGUCUUCCUUUGAUGGAAGGCUUCAUUCGACAUUGCGAGGACACUCUGCAGAGAUCACAGACUUGGCGGUUAAUUAUGAGAACACACUAAUUGCUGCGGGAAGCUGUGACAAGACCAUCCGUGUGUGGUGCCUUCGUACUUGUGCCCCUGUGGCUGUGCUGCAGGGGCACAGUGGAUCCAUUACCUCCCUACAGUUCUCACCGUUUGCCAAGGGCUCAAAACGUUUCAUGCUGUCCACUGGAACCGAUGCCACUGUCUGCUUCUGGCAGUGGGACGUCAACAACUUCAACUUUAGUGAUCGGCCACACAAAUUUACUGAGCGGCCGAGACCAGGAGUUCAGACUGUGUGCUCCUCAUUCAGUCCAGGUGGGAUGUUCUUAGCAACAGGAAGUACUGAUGACGUCAUCCGAAUAUAUUACUUGGGAGGCGGAAGUCCAGAAAAGAUAUCGGAGCUCCAUGAGCACACGGACAAAGUUGAUAGCAUCCAAUUCUGCCACUCGGGUGAAAGGUUUGUGAGUGGAAGCCGAGAUGGAACGGCACGGAUCUGGAAGCUUCAUCUGCGUCAGCAGUGGAGGUCCAUCCUGCUCAACAUGUCUGCCACUCUUCCAGGUGUUGAACCAAUGAGUGAAGAGGAAAGCUACUUCAAACCCAAAGUCACCAUGGUAGCGUGGGAUCGCCAUGAUAUUACAGUCAUCACGGCUGUUAACAACCAUCUCCUCAAAGUGUGGAACUCCUACACAGGAGUGCUGCUACAUAUCCUUAAAGGCCAUGAGGCUGAGGUGUUUGUCCUGGAGCCACACCCUUUUGACCCCAGGAUCAUCCUGUCUGCUGGCCAUGAUGGGAACGUCUUCAUAUGGGAUCUGCUGCGAGGGACAAACACACAGCACUACUUCAACAUGAUUGAGGGCCAGGGUCAUGGAGCCGUUUUCGACUGCAAAUUCACCCCUGAUGGGCAUCGUUUUGCUUGCACAGACUCCCAUGGCCAUCUGCUCAUCUUUGGCUUCGGCAGUUCCAAGCCGUAUGAGAAGCUUCCAGAUCAGGUGUUCUUCCACACAGACUACCGACCGCUGAUCCGGGACACGAACGGCUUUGUGCUAGAUGAGCAGACACAGCAGGCACCCCAUCUCAUGCCCCCACCUUUCUUGGUGGAUGUGGAUGGAAACCCUCAUCCACCAAGAUACCAGCGUUUAGUCCCGGGCCGGGAGAACAUUGCUGCUGAACACCUGGUUCCUCAGCUGGGAUACGUAGCCACCAGUGAUGGCGAGGUUGUGGAGCAGGUGAUCAGCCAGCAGACUGCAGAGCACGAUGAAGUUGCGAUAAGGCGCAGCACCCUUUUGGACGAGGCCAUCCGAAAUCUCCAGCAACAACAAGACCGGCAGGGCCAGGUUGGGACAGAGUUGGUGGCGGGAGCAGGACUAGAAGGGCAAGCUGAAGCACAGGGCCUCUCCUUGGCACCAGCACCGAGCACGCCACGUAGAGUGUCUGUGAAUGAUCGAGCAGACGUGCAGUCACCCCCUAAUGUGGGUCUGCGCCGCAGUGGACAGGUGGAGGGUGUCCGGCAGAUGCACCAGAAUGCUCCUCGCAGCCAGAUGGCCACAGAGCGAGAUCUGCAGGCCUGGAGACGCAGGGUGGUGGUGCCGGAGGUGGCACUCAGCAGCUACAGGAACCAGGAACGCAUUCGAGCAGCCAGAGGAGAUGACGAGGUGCUUCAGUAUAAUGCAAAGAAGAGACGCAUUAUCUACAGCAGCUGUCGAGAUGAUUCAGACGAUGAUCCUCACACUGCGAAGCGAGCACAUGGCCGCAGUAACACGCUGGAAUUCUUUGACUUGUCAUGCGAAGAGGGAGAGGAGACGGCAAGUUCAGAGGACAAUGAAUUGGAUGGCAGUGAAAUGGAUUCCUCCAAUGAUGAGGAAGAGUGGAAGAGUGACAGCUCAAGCCACACGUCCAGCGAGUACUCCGACUGGACGGCAGAUGCUGGUAUCAACCUGAAGCCCUCCACCCCUUUGUCAUCACGGAAACGAGUGCAGCGCAGAAUCAGCAGCUCUGAAGAUGAGGAGGAAGAGAAUGAGGAGGAGGAGGAGAAGGAGAAGCAGCAGAGUGACGAGGAGGAAAAAUCUGUCAAAAGCAAAGAGAAAUCCAAGAAAGCAAAAUACAAGUCACCCAGGCGUCCAAAAGUCAGACCAUCCAUCAAUAGAGAAGUGUCCAAUGAGUUCAGACCUUCAACAUGGAUCACUGAUGUCAUUCACAGGAAGUCUCCUUUUGUUCCCCAAAUGGGCGACGAGGUGAUCUACUUCCGGCAGGGACACGAGGCCUAUGUGGAUGCAGUGAACCGAAGUGAACUGUACACCAUAAACUUGGACAAACAGCCAUGGAAGAAAAUGGAGCUACGGGACCAAGAGUUUGUGAAGAUCACUGGGAUCAAAUACGAAGUCUGCCCUCCAACCCUUUGCUGUCUGAAGCUGACUCUCAUUGACCACGGCACUGGCAAAAUAUCAGACAAGUCGUUUUCUGUCAAGUAUCACGACAUGCCAGAUGUGAUAGAUUUCCUCGUGUUGAGGCAAAGUUAUGACGAGGCGCUUCGUAGAAACUGGCAACCAAAUGACCGGUUUCGCUCGGUGAUAGACGAUGCCUGGUGGUUUGGUAUAAUCGUCUGUCAGGAGCCCUACCAGGCUGAAUACCCUGACAGUCUCUUCCAGUGCUUCAAAGUCAGAUGGGACAAUGGAGAAACUGAGAAACUGAGUCCUUGGGACGUCGAACCUAUUCCAGAUGAUGCUCAGCAGCCAGAGAUGGAAGGAGGUGGUAUCCCAGUGACUCCAGAUGAGACGAGCGAGCUGAUGUACAAGCCUCUGCCUGGGGAGUGGGGGGAGAGUAGCAGAGACGCCGAGUGUGAGCGCAUCGUCUCCGGCAUCGACCAGCUGAUCACCGUUGAAAUUGCAGCUCCCUUCUCUGGUCCUGUGGACUUAGUCCAGUAUCCCACUUACUGCACUGUAAUCGCAUAUCCCACUGACUUGGGCACCAUCAGCCUGCGACUCAGGAACAGAUUUUACAGGCACCUCUCGGCAUUAAUUUGGGAUGCCAGGUAUAUUGCACAUAACGCCCGCACUUUCAAUGAGCCGAGGAGCAAGAUUGCCCACUCUGCAAAGAUCAUCACAAAUGUCCUCCAGAAAUUUGUCAAUAAUCCCAGCUGCACAGAUAUCAUGGAGAUUUACAAUGCUGUUGAGGAAAUGGAUGAUGAUGAUGAGGAAGAGGAUACAGAAGCACCAGGAACAUCCUCUGGACACAGACUGCGUCAGCGCACUGCAGAGGUGGUGCCUGACAGAGACGCCUGGAAGGAACAGUGCAAGUAUCUGCUAAACUACAUCUUCGAGUGUGAGGACUCGGAACCGUUCAGGCAGCCCGUGAACCCUCAGAACUAUCCAGACUACCAUGACAUCAUUGAUACACCAAUGGACUUUGACACAGUAAAAAGGACCUUGUUUGAAGACCGCUAUGAAAACCCUGUAGAGCUUUGCAAAGACACCCGGCUAAUAUUUGCAAACGCUAAAGCCUACACACCCAAUAAACGCUCCAAGAUUUACAGUAUGACCUUGAGGAUGUCUGCCUUCUUCGAGGAGAAAAUCCGAACAAUCAUAUCCGAGUACAAAACUGCCAUUAAAAGCAGCGACAGGCUCCGCCGCAGUCAGAGAUUCCGCAAGAAAAUGCAGCAGCAGGAUCAGUCCAACGCCUCAUCAAGUCAAAAGAAAGCUGCUGUAAAAACUCAGGAAAAAGUGGAGUCGACUUCGGUGACCAAAUCUACCUCAGCCAAAGUGUCUGUUCCUGAGAGAGCCAGGAGGAGUCGAAGGAGCAGCUUAGGUCACAGCUCCUCGGACGAUGACUCCGGCUCCAAAGCUGCUUCAUCGACUCCAGAGUCUGACAGUGAGAGCGAGCUGAGUGAGUCGGAGGAGGAGAAACGUCCUGGAUUGUCAAGGCACCAUCAACUCAGACAGAAAGCAAGAGUUACUAGAAGCAACCGCGCCAAGCAGAGGAAAAAAGUUGCAGAGAGCGACAGUGAAGAAGAGGAGGAUAGUGAAGGUGAGGAUGGAGAGAUGUCCUCCCAGUCUUCACGUCGCCGCUACCCCAGCAGAAACAAGAACAGCCGAAGCACACGACUGACCAGAAACAGUGCCGGUGCAGACAGAAAGCGCACGGAGGGCAGAGCCGAGAUGAACGGUCACAGCGGCAGGUCGUCUCGCAGAGAGAGACGUCACCCCCGGGACUCCGACAGAGCAACAUCCCAGGGCUCUGACAGGGAAGAUGAGGUCACGGUUCGCAGGUCACUCAAGAGAAAGACAGCGAGGGCGGCUGUGAAUAAGAUGAAACUCAUUGAAGCAUCGGACGAGGACUUCGAGGAGCAGGACGAGGAUGAAAAGCCGAGAAGGAGCAGCAGCCGCCUUCGCCACACAGUCCGGAGCGGCAAGCGCACCGCGGUGAUCCAGAGCAGCUCAGAUUCUGACGACCAGCCAUCAAGACGGGCUUCUCGGACAACAAAGGAAUCGGCAUGCAAAUCCAAGGACGGGGAGGAUAGCAAAAGCAGUGAUGCUUCAUCCUCCUCCCAGAAUCUGCAGAAUGGAGACUCGAGGUCCAAAAAACGGAGGCCGUCAAGACAAGCUGCUAAGAAUAAGGGAAAUGAUACUUUGCCUCAUGUGAAUGGACACAGUGCAAAACAUCCCAAGUCUGACAGCAACUCCGAGCAGGAGGAAGCUGCAGAGGAGAGUUCUGAAGAAGCUGAAGUUUCUGUGUCUCAGAAACCCUCCAGAAGCACAGCAACCACUCAAGCCAGGAAAAAGAGGAUUACAAGUGAGGAGGAGGAGGAAGAAGAGGACGACAACGGCACUGAACGCAGGACCACGCGACACAACCUUCCCGUCAGCUCCGAUGAAGAGGAGAAAGUCAGUUCUCAGAAACACUCACACCAAAAUGGAAGAAAUGUGGAGGAUGCAAUCCACAAGGACUCUAAGAAAAAGUGUAAAGUUUCACCGUCAAAAAGCCAAGAUAAACAAAAAUCUGCCUCAACUAAUCAACUAGAUGGUGCUGAAUCAGAGGAACUCAGUGAUUCUCCAAAGAGAUCCAGCCCGCGCAAGAAAAGACUGAAAAAAUAUGAAGAACGCAAAGUAGAAAGCAAUCACUCCAGUGAGGAGUCGGAGGCUGAAAGCAAGUCAAAGAGGCCGACAAGAAACAAGACGAAAUCGAAACGGCCUCGUGGCGUCACCUCCGCUUCAGAGAGUUCUGAGCAGGCCUACAAACCCAAGAAGAAGACGAGGAGGAAAUGUUCCACCGGCUCAUCAGACGAAGGGUCGAAUAAUUCCGACAAUGCAUCAAAUAGACGGCGGAAUCUUCGAGCCCUCCCGAAAAAGAAUUAUAUCAGCGACAACUCUCUCUCUGAAGAAGACUGUGCUUCUGCAAGCCAGCGUAAACAGGGAAACGGUAACAAAACAGCCACCGCAUCGAGGGAAGACAGGUAUAACAUGAGGGAGUCGAACAGAACCUCACCUAAUGAAGCCAGGAAUCCGCUGUCUUCCACCAGAAAACGCAUUUACACCUCAGACUCUGAAGAUGAGGCGGGGGAUGGAAAGAAGAAGGAGCCGGUGUCCAAGAACAAUAAAAACAGCAAGUCGGGCACCUCAAAGCGUCCCAAAAAGAAAUCGAAACAAAAGGAUAGUGACCGCGACAAGGAAGACGCCUCGUCCCGGUCCGAUUCCAGCGAGGAGGCCCAGCAGCAAGGCGUUGAUCCUUCAAGGAGUAGGAAGAAUGCGAGGAGGCCAAAACACAAACGGAAGGAAAGCUUCAGCAGCACCAAUCGCAGUUCAGACUCUGAAAGCCAGCAUUUGUCUUCAGCCUCUGAAAACUCGUUUGCCAGCGGUCCAAAGAGGAGGAGUCCCAGGCGGUCUGGAGUUGGUGAAAGGACGGCGAGCCGCCAGCUACAGCAACGCCGGCAACGCUCCGCUUCGGAGGAGGAGGAGGAGGACGACGACGACGAGGAAGAGGAGGAGUACAGCAUCAAAUCGCAGAAAAUGCGCGUGAACACUCGUAACCAGGGGAAGCGGACAGUAAGUUAUCACGACAGCGAGUAAAGGACGUAGCGGCAGGAACUGUGGAGGAGAGUCGGACAUUAACUGGAGACCUUUAAAGACACUUGACGGCCACAUUAUGGUAGUAGCACUGGAGUCCUCGAGAGAAAAUGCUGUGAAUCUGUUUCAUUCAGGGAUAUUUAUAUUUUCUAUGAAAAACAUGUUUAUAGAUGUAAUACAAAUUCAAGCAUUUGAAAAGCUGGUUUUCACAAGGAUACAGAGCAAAACACCACCUCCCAUACUGCUUAUUGUGAUCGGGCCCGCAGAGUAAACCAUUCUGGGGAAUCUCGUCAGCUUGGGUGCUAUCUAAUAUACCUCUGUUAAAUGGCUUGCACUAAGAUACACUGUAAUGAGGUAUUUAAUACACUAGUUUUGCAUUAGAAACUCAGGGGUCAAAUAAGUUUACUGUAGUCUCAGACAUGCAGUUGUUUUUUUGAGCUAAAAUAAGGACGAGAAACAAUUCCAGGUUGGCAGAUGGCCAAGCACACUCACUGGGACAAAACAAAUUCAUGUUUAGACUUUGACUACAGCACUCCUUUGUAAAUCCACACACUUAAUGCUUAACUGUAUUAUUGAGUUGAUAUGAGCCAAAUGAACGAAUAUGUAUUCUUUCCCCCCCUCCCAUACCAUUUCUUUUUUUUUCUUCUAUUAAUUAGUUUUGUGUUGUUUUCUAGUGAAUAGAUGUAAAUAGUUGAUUGAAAAUGACAUUGUCUGAAAGGUUUGUUGAUCAGUCGGUAUCAAAACGUUUAUUUAAAUUUGAGCUUUAUUUCUUUCUCUUUUUUUUUUUUUUUUUUUUACAUUUAACUACAUUGUCUUGCCAGAUGUCACAAAUUGGUACCUUUUUGCCAAGUACAUGGAAACAAAAGUACUUAUUGCAAAAAAAAAACUGUGAUUUCUCAUAUUGGGAAGACCUUUUUAUUCUGUGUUAUCUACUUUCAGUAUUAAAUUGAUUUUCAGAGAUGACUUAAAACAUUUAGCCAGUCACAUGGUUUAGUUUUGUGUAUGGGGAGGUUUCUAAAUACAGUCGCUUUGACAUUUUGCUUAAUGUUUUUCAUACUACACCUUUAAUAAAUCGGUUUCACAGGAAAACUGUUAAUGCAAUGUGGUUGUGGAGUGCAAUGAAUGAGUUAUUCCUCAUAUUAAUAAAGACAUCAUUUCAAGGUG
Cyclopterus lumpus (lumpfish) is the source of this 8089-nucleotide messenger RNA. RefSeq names its product bromodomain and WD repeat domain containing 1 (gene brwd1). The record is from RefSeq and is a predicted model, not a curated record. The transcript has 44 exons. NCBI's taxonomy places the organism in Eukaryota, Metazoa, Chordata, Actinopteri, Perciformes, Cyclopteridae. Gene Ontology annotation, biological process: regulation of transcription by RNA polymerase II; regulation of cell shape; cytoskeleton organization. Gene Ontology annotation, cellular component: nucleus. Gene Ontology annotation, molecular function: protein binding. Bases 194 to 6928 code for a protein of 2244 amino acids.